Molecule: messenger RNA, 1679 nt
Organism: Tigriopus californicus
Lineage: Eukaryota; Metazoa; Arthropoda; Copepoda; Harpacticoida; Harpacticidae
Gene: Lcch3
Product: gamma-aminobutyric acid receptor subunit beta-like
Exons: 7
Coding region: 137-1516 (459 amino acids)
Biological process (GO): monoatomic ion transmembrane transport; signal transduction; chemical synaptic transmission
Cellular component (GO): neuron projection; GABA-A receptor complex; membrane
Molecular function (GO): extracellular ligand-gated monoatomic ion channel activity; GABA-A receptor activity; neurotransmitter receptor activity
Source: RefSeq, a predicted model, not a curated record
UUUCUGUCUUUCUUUUUGAGGGAGCAAACGAGACUGGGACAAGGCCAGUUAAGAAACGAGGCGAGCGAUAGUGAUAUCGAGCAAUUUAUUCUGCUCUAAUCCAGAGUGGCCAUGGUGUGGUGAGUUGGGUGACACAAUGAGGGUUGCAAUCCUCCUCAUCCAUCUAUUCUACCCAUGUUUGGGGUUAACCACGCACGAUGACGAUUCCAAGACCUUGGAAAAUGUCACGAGAACCAUUGGGAACCUGCUCAAAGGCUACGAUAUCCGUCUGCGACCCAACUUUGGGGGCGAUCCCUUGUACGUUGGAUUUGAUCUCACAAUUGCCAGUUUCGAUUCGAUAUCGGAAGUUAGCAUGGAUUAUACAAUCACGAUGUAUCUAAAUCAGUACUGGAAGGAUGAACGAUUGUCCUUUUCCCCCGAGGAGAAUCGAAUCCUUACUCUCUCCGGAGAUUUUGCAGAGAAAAUCUGGGUCCCUGAUACGUUUUUUGCCAACGACAAAAACAGUUUUCUACACGAUGUCACCGAGCAAAACAAAAUGGUGCGCUUACACGGGGAUGGGGCCAUCACAUAUGGAAUGCGAUUUACCACCACCUUGGCUUGCAUGAUGGAUCUCCACUACUAUCCCUUGGAUUCUCAAAAUUGCACCGUUGAAAUCGAAAGCUAUGGAUACACGGUGUCUGAUGUGGUCAUGUAUUGGCGAGAUGAGCCAGUGGUGGGCGUGGAAGAUGCUGAACUGCCGCAAUUCACUAUCGUUGGCUGGGAAACCAAUGAAAGAAAAAUCAAACUGGCAACUGGAACGUAUCAAAGGCUCUCGCUUUCCUUUAAGCUGCAGAGGAACAUUGGCUAUUUCGUUUUCCAAACCUAUCUCCCUUCCAUUUUGAUCGUGAUGCUGAGCUGGGUCUCGUUUUGGAUUAACCAUGAAGCAACCAGUGCCAGAGUUGCUCUAGGUAUCACCACUGUGCUCACCAUGACCACGAUCAGCACAGGCGUGCGAUCCUCUCUCCCGCGGAUCUCUUACGUUAAGGCCAUCGACAUCUACUUGGUCAUGUGCUUCGUGUUCGUGUUUGCCGCACUUUUGGAAUAUGCUGCGGUCAAUUACACAUAUUGGGGAGCCCGUGCCAAGAAGAAGAAAAAGGAAAAGAAACAAAAGGAUUCGAACCAAGCCGAGGCCAAGGCCGGCACCGAGGACAUUAUCGAACUGUCGGACAUCCGCUUGUCGCCCAUACCAGGCAUCCGUCAGCGUUUCGUGUCCAAUUCCAACAACGAAGAACAACAGUCUUUCCCGCCGAGUUUCCGUAUGAACCGCAAAUACAAUAUGGGCGCCACCCAAAAGCAGCGACGCCUUCAGAAGAACCGAAUAAUGGCCAACUUCAAGCGCGGCACCAGCGUCGUCAAGUCCGUCAUCCCGCGAAUCAAGGAUGUGAACAUCAUUGACAAAUAUUCCCGCGUCAUCUUCCCCGUCUCAUUUUUGCUUUUCAACCUAGCUUAUUGGUGCUUCUACGUCAUCGAAGUGUAGUGGGCCACCCCUUCAGUUUAUACCAUAAUUAUUCAUAUAUAUAUAUAUAUAUACCAUACAAAUAUGCGUAUAUCACCCUCACACAAAACACAACUUCUAUAACUUAAUCUUAAAACCACUGCAAUCGAGAAUUGUAAGCGAAAUAUAGACAGGUUUAUAUCAA